CACAAGCCCGGAGACAUGGCAGCCAACUACGUUUCUCGAUUGUUGUUCGCCCUUGUCUACUUGACCGGGGUGGUGCAGUGUCUCACCNCUGCACAAUGGAGAAGCCAAUCGAUCUAUCAAGUUCUUACCGAUCGUUUUGCGAGGACAGAUGGUUCUACCACUGCUUCUUGUGAUGUCAACAAGUAUUGUGGUGGAUCCUUCCAAGGCAUCGUCAAGAAACUGGACUACAUCCAGCAGAUGGGUUUUACUGCAGUUCGUCUACAUUCAAUGGAUAGAUUGCCUACAGCUCUAACAUACAUCGUAGNNAUCUGGAUUAGUCCUGUUGUGAAGAACAUUUACAGUUCUGGCCAAGAUGGUGACUCGUAUCACGGAUACUGGGCUCAAGACAUCUACCAAGUCAACACCAACUUUGGCUCUGCUGCCGAUUUGGUGUCACUUUCCAAAGCUCUUCAUGAUCNNUAUCUGAUGGUUGACAUUGUCACAAACCAUAUGGGCUACAAUGGCUGUGGUAAUUGCGUCGACUACUCCAUCUACAAUCCCUUCAACUCGCAGUCAUACUAUCAUCCCUUCUGCCUCAUCAACUACAAUGAUCAGACCAGCGUUGAGCAGUGCUGGGCUGGCGACAACACAGUAUCUCUGCCAGACUUGAGAACCGAAGACUCCAAUGUACUCUCCAUGUGGAAUACCUGGAUCGAACAGCUUGUGUCAAACUACACCAGUAAGUCGAUGAGUUGUCUGAAGCAAAGACUUUCGCUAAGGCUUUAUANNGUCGAUGGUUUGAGAAUCGACUCUGCCAAGUCCGUUGACAAAGCCUUCUAUCAACCAUUCGAACAAGCCGCCGGUGUCUAUGCAGUUGGUGAGGUCUACGAUGGCGACCCGAACUACUUCUGCGACUACCAAAACUAUCUGGACGGCAUGCUUAACUACNCCAACUCCACCUCCGGCAGUAUCAGCAAUCUCUACAAUGGUAUCAACACCAUGAAAUCGACUUGCAAAGACACAACACUCCUAGGCUCGUUCAUGGAGAACCAUGAUGUAGCACGCUUCGCAUCAUUGACUUCCGACUAUGCACUUGCCAAANAUGCUAUCGCGUUCACAAUGCUUGCCGACGGUAUUCCUAUCAUCUACCAAGGCCAAGAACAGCACUUCUCAGGCUCUAGUGUACCGAACAACAGAGAAGCACUUUGGCUAUCUGGCUACCCUACUUCUUCGCAACUAUACCCAUUCAUCGCCGCAAUCAACAAGAUCAGAAAGCAAGCCAUCAAGCAAGAUACGGGAUAUCUCACAUACAAGGCUUACCCUGUCUACUCUGAUGCCUCUACUAUUGUUAUGAGGAAGGGUACAACAGAAUCUCAAGUCAUUGGUGUGUUCACCAACAAAGGCUCCUCCGGAAGUAGUUCAUUCACACUUUCGUCAUCGGCAAGUGGCUUCACAGCUGGUCAAUCAGUCACUGAUAUCUUGUCUUGCACUUCCUACACUGCAGACUCGAACGGCAACAUUGCUAUCAGUAUCAACGCUGGUGCUCCCAGGGUUCUCUACUCAACCUCAAAGCUGACUGGCAGCGGUCUCUGCGGUGGCUCGAGUUCUACAUCAGGCACACCAACCACGAUCAAAACAUCUACGGUACCUGGUGGCUGCAGCACUCCUACCGCAGUUGCUGUUACCUUUACCGACAAAGUGACUACUCAAUAUGGCCAGACCAUCAAGCUCGCAGGCUCGAUCCCUCAGCUCGGAUCUUGGAAUGCUGCAAAUGCUGUUACCUUGUCUUCUGCUGGUUAUACCACUAGUAAUCCUGUCUGCUACAAGUUCAUCAAAGUGAACUCUGAUGGAAGCGUGACUUGGGAAUCUGAUCCUUAUACCGUUCCUGCGAGCUGCGGUGUGGCGACUGCAUCGGUCGGCAACACUUGGCAGGGAUGA
Molecule: messenger RNA, 1917 nt
Organism: Aureobasidium musti
Lineage: Eukaryota; Fungi; Ascomycota; Dothideomycetes; Dothideales; Saccotheciaceae
Source: the annotation of a GenBank genome assembly